Puccinia triticina is the source of this 228-nucleotide messenger RNA. RefSeq lists its product as uncharacterized. The transcript is spliced from 2 exons. The record is from RefSeq and is a predicted model, not a curated record. Lineage: Eukaryota; Fungi; Basidiomycota; Pucciniomycetes; Pucciniales; Pucciniaceae. The coding region runs from base 1 to 228 and encodes 75 amino acids.
AUGCCUCCCGCCCACCACCAAUGGGCCCCUAACCCCAGCCAAUGGCCGGCGCAACGUCCGACGCGCCAGAGAGGCCAGGGCAGAAACGGCUACAGAGGUAGUCAUUUUGACCCAAAUUUUGUCGACCCCAGAAGAGGAGGGCCCCCGGCACAACCCAACCCAGGAAACGGCCAAAUGGUGGUCAGAGAUCCCAGCAGACCAGCACUGGCGCAACCACAAGCUAGGUGA